CCGGUGGAGGCGUCGGAGCAAAGGAGAAGAGCGGCGGAGGCUUCAUCAUCACCUGCGCGCGUGAAUGUUUGUCCACUGUCCACAAACACUUGUGAAUGCUUGGUCAUUUUUCGGGUCCCUCUUCACCUGUCCGCCGCAGGUAGCAGCCUACUCUUACCUGUCAUUUGGCAUUUUAGGAGGAGAGAAGGGUGUUAUCCACAGAACACUGUGGAUGGAGACAGUUUAUUAAUGGAAAGAGGACUCAAUGAUGUGGCUCCUGGACCGACCACCCAGGGUCCGGUAUGGCUUUUAGCCGCCUCAGUAAACUGGACCCCCCGUCCCGAGGCAUCUCCAGGAGAGCGGUGGUCAUGCCGUGCUGCCUCCUCGCCUCCCUCUUCCUCCUGCACCUCCUCACCGACCGCUGCACCUCCACCUCCCCGGUGAAAACCUCCUCCAGUCGAGCUGCGGGGCUUUUCCGGGACUUGAGCUCGCUGAGGACCAAGAGGCUGGUGUACGAGUGGUCGGAGCCUCCCGCGGGCUACGGCGCCUCCAGGCGAGCCUCGCGGGCGCUCGCGGACGAGCCCUCGGCUUCGGAGGAGCCCGAGGAGUCGCUCGCGCUGCCCCCUCCGGAUCUAGGAGUCGCCUCCAGGAAAGUGUCGCCCAGGUUUGCAGGUAAACUCAGCCCGCUCGGGGAGGGGAGCAAGAAGCUGCCCCAGGCUCUCAUCAUCGGGGUGAAGAAAGGAGGGACCCGGGCGCUGCUGGAGUUCCUCCGGGUUCACCCGGACAUCAGAGCCGUGGGAGCGGAGCCGCACUUCUUCGACCGCAACUAUGACAACGGGCUGGAGUGGUACAGGGAGCUGAUGCCUAAGACCCUGGAGGGCCAGAUCACCAUGGAGAAAACCCCCAGCUACUUCGUGACCAGGGAGGCUCCGGCGCGAAUCUCCGCCAUGUCCCGGGACACCAAGUUAAUCGUGGUAGUGAGGGACCCCGUCACCAGAGCCAUCUCGGACUACACUCAGACGCUGUCCAAGAAGCCAGACAUUCCCUCUUUUGAGAGCCUCACGUUCAAAAACAGGACUACGGGGCUCAUCGACACGUCAUGGAGCGCCAUCCAGAUCGGCAUCUACGCCAAACACCUGGACAACUGGCUGCAGUACUUCCCCAUGGACCAGAUCCUGUUCGUGAGCGGCGAACGCUUGAUCAGCGACCCGGCUGGAGAGCUGGGCCGCGUCCAGGACUUCUUGGGGCUCAAGAGGAUCAUCACGGACAAACACUUUUACUUCAACCAGACCAAGGGAUUCCCGUGCCUCAAGAAGGCGGAAGGCAGCAGCAAGCCCCACUGCCUGGGUAAAACCAAAGGACGGACCCAUCCGAACAUUGACCCCGAGGUGGUGCAGAGGCUACGGGACUUCUACAGGCCCUUCAACAUGAAGUUCUACCAGAUGACAGGGAGAUUUUUUGGCUGGGAUGAUUGAUUGUGUCUUUGUCUUUGAAUACUGAGCACUGUCAGAAAUAUUGCAAUACCGAGUCUUAGGGACAAAAUUGAUCAAAUGCAUUAUGGAGGAAAAAAAGAUAUUUUGGCAAAAAAGUUUAAAUCAGUCAUAGUUUAAAAUCAGCAAUGCAGAAGUGGCACUUUAGCUCGAUUUCGCUCUUCCUGAUUGCCACAGACAAUGUCAUCCAGGAUUCAGAGAACCAGAGUUACAUCCAUAACCAGCCAUAUCCUUCAGUGCUGCAGCUACUGUCUCUAAUCAGUUUCUACAUCUUUGCCAACACUGUGCUCCUGGAACAGCAGCCCUGAAAUAUCAGCACAGACACUGCAGCUUUGGAACUAUCUUGCCAUUUAAAACUAAAGGCUCAUUUACUUGUGGAUUAUUAGCUUCAUUAACAUUCAGUAAACUUAUUAGACCCGCACUAUUGCUUUAAUCUAUCUAAUUUAACCCACCCAGUUUAAUAUUUUUUUAUAUGUGCUCUCUAAGUACUGUUGUUUUCUUAUAUUUAAAAAUUAAAGCUUAAUUAACUUAUUUAUUUUGAUUGAUAGGUUUUUGUUUAAAUUUAAACUUGGUUCUUAAACUGCUACAGAUAAUAUUCUAUGAUCGUGAAGCUUUAUGUAAAUAUACGAAGUAUAUUACAUAUGACUCUUUUGCCAAAAUAUCUUACAGUUUUUCCUCAUAAAGAAAUUAUUUAAAUCUCCUUAUUCUCAUGAAAGUCAGUAGUUUAUUCGUGUAACGUUGUGACUUUUUACUCAAACGGCCAACAGUGUUCCCAUAGAUUUCCCACUCUGUCAUAUUUUACAGUUCCGACCACCUCAUCCUCAGCGCUAACCCUAAGCAAUAUACAGCCGUUACGGGAGAGAAAAAUCUGUCCUGUGCGGCGCUCCAGAUAUGCAAUAUUUCUUACUUUUUACUUUAUCAGAGAUGCCUCUAAGCCACGCUCAUAGACAUGUUUUCUUCAUAAAAAAAAAAAAACGUUGAAGGAUUUGUGUCGUUGUCUUCCUGCACUAUCUAAAGAAACUAUUUUUUUUUUCCAGUUUGAAAUUCCUUGACUGUGAAACAGAAAUUAUUGUACGCAGGGCUUCUUUAGGAGGAUGGCCUAAAUCAAAGUAGGGAUUUUGAUAAAAACAAGCAAUUUAAUGCCAUAUUCUAAAACAUAAAGUUUCAUUUAAAACUUAACUUUUAUUUUAGCAAAAAUAAUAAUUUGAAAAGAUUAAAUGUAUGUAUUUUUUAAAUGUAUUUAUUCAAAACGUACACAAACAGAAACUCCUCAGCGAUUACUUGCUUUACUAUCAUGCCACCCAUGAUGCCUUUUGUUUGUUUUAUUCUUUACAUUUUUAACAUUGUCCUCAAUUUAAUUUCAGGCCAUUCAUUUCAAUGAGUAUACACUGACGAGUGUGUGUGUGUGUGUUGCUGUGGGAGCAUUUGUCUCCGCUUAGCUUUCGGUUUCAGAGCUGUGCGUUUGCUAUUUCAAGGGUCGUUCCCCCACCUUCAGUUAAUGAAGCUACAGGCAAAGACAGCGCUCACUGUUAUUUAAGCAACAUUGAUUCUGGCUGAGGGAAAAGACCUCCAGAAGGCCUUCCCCAAACUGUGACUCAAAUUUCCUUGACAUGCCUCCUCCCGAAUUGAAUCCACUUGAUGUCACUGGCCUUCCUUUGCCCGGAGGCGAUGUGUGCGCGGAGGUCUGUUUUAAACCCAGGGAGCAUGGCCGAGUUUGUGUUCCUCAUUCCUGCCUGCUCGUAUUAUGAGCCACUUUCUGAAAGCAGAUGUGUCUCGGAAGAUACACAAUCAGCAGAGAUUUAUUUUGCGGGGGCAUCAGGAAAGAACCUAAUAUAGAUUUUUGUGAGUUAUGUAACCAAUCUAACUGUUCUGACUGUUGCUUUCUUAACGUUGCUGGGUUUUUAAGGCACUCUUUGAAUAAAAGGUGUUAUAUAUA
Messenger RNA from Mugil cephalus (flathead mullet), 3405 nucleotides. RefSeq names its product heparan sulfate glucosamine 3-O-sulfotransferase 3A1. Gene Ontology annotation, molecular function: [heparan sulfate]-glucosamine 3-sulfotransferase activity. Lineage: Eukaryota; Metazoa; Chordata; Actinopteri; Mugiliformes; Mugilidae. The record is from RefSeq and is a predicted model, not a curated record. Bases 282 to 1454 code for a protein of 390 amino acids. The transcript has 2 exons.